Messenger RNA from Cuculus canorus (common cuckoo), 2452 nucleotides. RefSeq names its product SWI/SNF related, matrix associated, actin dependent regulator of chromatin, subfamily d, member 2 (gene SMARCD2). The transcript has 13 exons. Gene Ontology annotation, biological process: regulation of transcription by RNA polymerase II. NCBI's taxonomy places the organism in Eukaryota, Metazoa, Chordata, Aves, Cuculiformes, Cuculidae. Gene Ontology annotation, cellular component: SWI/SNF complex; nucleus. Bases 9 to 1529 code for a protein of 506 amino acids. The record is from RefSeq and is a predicted model, not a curated record.
CCCCCGCCAUGGCCGGCCGCGGCGCCUUCCCGCUCAGCCCGCUGCCGCCCGCCGCCGCCGCCGCCCCUCCGCCGCCGCCGGGGCCCGGGCCCGGGCCCGCCAUCAUGCGCGGACCCAGCGCUGCUCCCGCCGCCACCGCUGCUGCUCCGGGCUACCGGCCCAUGGGCCCGGCCGCGCAGUACCAGCGCCCUGGGAUGCCACCCGGCAGCCGGAUGCCCAUGGCAGGGCUUCAGGUGGGACCACCAGGAGCACCCCCAUACGGAGCAGCCUCCCCGAUGAGACCCGGCCUGCCACAAGCAAUGAUGGAUCCCUUCAGGAAGCGCCUGCUGACCCCCCAGGCACAGCCGCCGCUGGCCACCCCAAGGAGAGGGGUAAAAAGGAGGAAGAUGGCUGACAAGGUCCUGCCACAAAGGAUCCGGGAGCUGGUCCCAGAAUCCCAGGCCUAUAUGGACCUCCUUGCCUUUGAGCGCAAGCUGGACCAAACCAUCGCUCGGAAGAGGAUGGAGAUUCAGGAGGCCAUUAAGAAACCACUGACGCAAAAGCGGAAGCUGAGGAUUUACAUCUCCAACACUUUCACCCCAGCCAAGGAAGAAGGGGAGGGUGGAGAGCGCGUGGCCUCCUGGGAGCUACGUGUGGAGGGCAAACUGCUGGAGGACCCAAGCAAGCAGAAGAGGAAGUUCUCCUCCUUCUUCAAGAGCCUCGUCAUCGAGCUGGACAAAGAGCUGUAUGGACCAGACAACCAUCUGGUGGAGUGGCACCGACUGCCCACAACCCAGGAGACCGACGGCUUCCAAGUGAAGCGUCCCGGUGAUGUCAAUGUGAAAUGCACUCUGCUGCUCAUGCUGGAUCACCAGCCGCCGCAGUACAAACUGGACCCUCGCCUGGCUCGCCUGCUCGGGGUGCACACGCAGACCCGUGCCAGCAUCAUGCAGGCACUUUGGCUCUACAUCAAACACAACAAGCUGCAGGACAGUCAUGAGAAGGAGUACAUCAACUGCAACCGCUACUUCCGCCAGAUCUUUAAUUGCGUCCGCAUGCGCUUCUCAGAGAUCCCCAUGAAGCUGGCAGGGCUCCUGCAGCACCCGGAUCCCAUCAUCAUCAACCACACCAUCAGCGUGGACCCCAACGACCAGAAGAAGACAGCUUGCUACGACAUCGAUGUGGAGGUAGAUGAUCCCCUGAAAGCUCAGAUGAGCAACUUUCUGGCUUCCACCACCAACCAGCAAGAGAUCGCUUCCCUGGAUGCCAAGAUUCACGAGACCAUCGAGUCCAUCAACCAGCUGAAGACGCAACGCGAUUUCAUGCUCAGCUUCAGCAACAACCCACAGGAUUUCAUCCAGGAGUGGAUCAAAUCCCAGAGGAGGGACCUAAAGAUCAUAACAGACGUGAUUGGGAACCCCGAGGAGGAGCGGCGAGCUGAGUUCUACCAGCAGCCCUGGGCGCAGGAGGCUGUGGGCAGGCACAUCUUCGCCAAGGUCCAGCAGCGUCGGCAGGAACUGGAACAAGUGCUCGGAAUCCGCCUCACUUAAGGGGCUGGCGGUGGGGGCUCGGGGAGCUGCUUUUCCUCUCGCAGCUGCCUGAGCCCAAUGGUACUUCUUACUGGAAUCGAUUACAGCACUUGCACAAACCCCACGUGCCUGGAGGGAUUCGGAGCCACUCGCACCCCUGGGCUCCCCACAGGGACGAGCGCAGCGGAGGGUCCCCCGCUUCCCCCCAAAAUCCCGCUGUUGCUGCAUUUAAUGCCUCCUGCUUUUUGCUGUUCGCCUCCUCGUCCCCGUUAGCACCGAGCGAGCUCCCCUUCUCCAGCCAAAACCCCUCCUGGAAUGGAGAAACCCUCGCCCUCAAGCCCAGGGCCCCUCUUCAACCAAAGUUCAGUCAUUCCAAACGCCAGCCGCCCCCUCCGCUGGUGCUGACGUUUUGCACUAUUUUUGUGAACAGGUUUUAUAAGAAAAUAAGUGUUUUUUGUACAGUGGGUUUGUAUUUCAUUAAUAUAUUAGUUCCUCGGCCUGCGCUCAUCGCCUCGAUCUAUGCAGUAGUUCAUGCUGUUCUCAGAGGGCCCCAGCUCGGCCCGAGCUGUUCUUUUUUUUCCUGUAUGUAACCGAGUUUUUUAGCACUCACUUUUUGACAAUCAGUUAAUGACUCUGUUUUAUAUAAUUAGCAACUCCUGGGAGCGAGAGGCCGGCUCAGGGGGGAAAACUCUGCCCCAGGAGCCUGCGGGCAGCAGGGGCACUGGGAGAACUGGAGCUACAAGCUAGGGGACAUUGCCACCACCUGCCAAGUGCCUUAACCCCGCUGCUCCCAGGGGAGGGGGCGUUUACAUAUGCCAGGGUGUGCUCAGGGGUGCCUGCUCUGCCUCUUGUGUAACCAUUUUUUUGUCUAUUUUGGGUAUUUUCUAAUAAAACCAGUUAGCAGCAGCUCUGUGUGUGUGUGCUGGGAUCCCACAGCCCCCCCU